UGCGAGUUAGGGUCUAAGCCUGCCAUGGAUCGCGCACUCGCCAGUGCUAAGCACCUACCCUAGCGAACAAAGUGCGCCGCCGACACACGGUCCUCCGCAACCGCCGAGACUUAAUUUUCUUCCAAGCCUGAAAACAUGAGUCGAGUGGGAUCCGUACCGGAAGGAAAGAGCAAUCCAGCGUUCAACAAUUCGCCGAGCAGCGCAGAGCUCGGCAAUGCUGUUCUCAACGUGCACCUGGUUUCGGUGAGCAGCAGAGUGCCCUUGGACACGGGCAACCAGCAGCUUGUCCAGAGCGAAUUAGGGCCCACCUCACAGUAUGACCCCUAUCAGCACAGGGACGUCAAGCAUCCCACCAACAACACAGAGACAAUGCUGCACCUCCUCAAAGGAAGCCUCGGCACUGGCAUUCUGGCGAUGCCGAAUGCCUUCAAAAACGCCGGCUGGGUAAUAGGUCUGUUCGGCACCCUUUUCAUCGGCUUGAUUUGCACCUACUGCAUUCACAUGCUGGUGAACUGCGCGUAUGUGCUGAGCGGGCGCAAAAAAGUGGCCAGCCUGAACUACCCGCAAACCUUCGAGGAGGCUCUGAGGCAAGGGCCUGGCAUCCUGCCUAAAUUUGCUCCUUACGCUGGGCACCUAGUGAAUGUGUUCCUAUUUAUUUACCAAGCGGGCGCGUGCUGCGUCUACAUCGUGUUCGUCGCUUCCAACAUCAGAAAUGUGGCGAAUUUCCACACGGGUCAAGAUACCGAAGUUCAAAUCUUCAUGUUGUACAUACUAUUGCCCCUGAUUUUGUUGAAUUACAUCAGGAACCUGAAGUACCUGGUUCCGUUCUCCACACUGGCAAACGCGAUCACAUUUGCUGGAUUCGUGAUCACCCUGUACUAUGUCUUGAGAGACGGAUUGAAAGACGCUGGUGACAGACACAUGAUCGGCACGUGGGAGGGAAUCCCACUGUUUUUUGGCACUGUGCUUUUUGCCCUGGAGGCGAUUGGCGUUAUAAUGCCCCUUGAGAACAACAUGAAAACCCCGGUAUCAUUUGGAGGUACGACUGGUGUGCUCAACAGGUCCAUGUUCUUCAUCAUCCUCCUCUACAUGGGUCUCGGCCUGCUUGGCUUUUUGCAGUAUGGCGACGCGACCAAGGGCUCCAUCACGCUCAACUUGCCAGACACGGAAAUACUGGGCCAGUCGGUGCAGUUGUUGCUGGCUUUUGCUAUUUUUAUCACGUACGCGCUUCAGUGUUACGUGGCCAUCGACAUCGUCUGGAACAUUUAUCUCUCGCCCCACAUCAAGUCAAAGGGCUACCGCAUCACCACCGAGUUCGUCGUCAGGACGCUCCUUGUCGUCCUCACUUUCUUGGUUGCGGCAGCUGUGCCUGAAUUGGAUUUGUUUAUUUCCCUGAUUGGCGCUUUCACCCUGAGCAUUCUCGGCAUUGUGCUGCCGGCUGUGAUUCAAAUGGCCACCUUUGAGGAUGAAAGAUCCAGCCUCAGACUGGCCAAAAACAUAUUCCUGAUUGUGUUCGGCCUGGUCGGUUUAGUGACGGGCACGUACAUCAGCGUCAAAGACAUCAUUCAUGAGUACUUCACACCACAUCCCCACUAGAGAAAAACAUUCUCGCUUCUGCCUGUGAAUCUAUCUAAUAGGUUUUAUUGAUAGUUUUAUCUCUUUAUGUAUAAAAAUUGAAAUUAAUAACUACCAUGACAUUACGAGUUGAAAGGUGGAUUCAGGAAAUAAUUUGAGAUUAGUUUUAGUUAUUGUGAGCAAAAUUUCCUAAUUUUAAGUUAGGGUUAAUUUUACGCCUGCGAAAUGAGUAGACGUUGUUUUACGCUUUGCUAUUUGUUAAAACUCCUCAUUUGUGACGUAUGACGUUGUAGAGAAGAACAUAUUAGGAAGGAAGAGAGGUGGCUCUUCUGGUCAGUUUUUGAUAUUUUUGUAUUAAUUUGAGAUGCGUUUUAUCAUUUUCACCAGUAAAUGUGAUUCAAAAGACAUAUUAUAUCAGCAACUCCUUACUCCAAACAGUGUAUUGUUGAAUGUACAAACAAAAAACAGCUGGCUUACUGUUAGGACAAUAGCCUUGUUAAUUAAGACAUAUUGAAGAAAAUAAAAAAAUGAAAUAUUUAAAAUAAUUGAAGACAA
This is a messenger RNA of Neocloeon triangulifer, 2130 nucleotides long. RefSeq names its product proton-coupled amino acid transporter-like protein CG1139. Gene Ontology annotation, biological process: amino acid transmembrane transport. Bases 136 to 1596 code for a protein of 486 amino acids. Gene Ontology annotation, cellular component: vacuolar membrane. NCBI's taxonomy places the organism in Eukaryota, Metazoa, Arthropoda, Insecta, Ephemeroptera, Baetidae. The transcript is spliced from 10 exons. Gene Ontology annotation, molecular function: amino acid transmembrane transporter activity. The record is from RefSeq and is a predicted model, not a curated record.